AUGGCGGCCAGCCGCCGCCGCCACGCCCGCUCGCCGGCGGUAGCGCCGCUGGAAGACGACGACCUGCUCUCCGAGAUCCUCGUCCGCCUUCCCCCGCAGCCCUCCUCCCUCCCGCGCGCCUCCCUCGUCUGCAAGCGCUGGCGCCGCCUCGUCUCCGACCCCGCCUUCUGCCGCCGCUUCCGCCUCCGCCACGGCCGCAACCCUCCUCUCCUCGGUUUCUUCGACAUAUUUUGUGACAUCUCCUUCAUACCUACUCUGGAGGCCCCCGACCGUGUCCCUCCCGGCCGCUUCUCCUUGCAGCUCGACGACGGGGACGGCGACUUCAUGUCCCUUGGAUGCCGCCAUGGUCUCGUGCUCAUCUACCUUAGGAAGCGCCUCCAGAUCCUGGUGUGGGACCCCGUCACCGCCGACCAGCACCGCCUCGCCAUUCCCCCUGUGGUUGCGGCAUGUAGGGGGGAGACUCUGAUCAACGGGGCGGUGCUUCGCGAUGCUGGAGACGUCCAACACUUCCAGGUGGUCUUGGUAGUGGCAUAUGAUGACGACCAACAACACAGACAAGCGCUCGCCUGUGUUUACUUGUCGAAGACAGGCUUAUGGGGAGAUCCCAUCAAAACACUCCUUCCACACCAGGCAGUCCAAGCCGAUGUAAUCAGUUUUCCCACCGUGGUUUCUACAGAUGUUGCUGUGCUGGCUGGAGAUUCCCUUUACUGGCUGCUUGUUGGGAAUUUCACUGGCAUUCUCGAGUUUGAUUUGGAGAAGCAGAGGCUAGCUGUGAUACGACUGCCAAAGGAGGUCAGCUGCUGGAAGCUUAUGCGGGCAGAGGGCGGUGGGCUUGGUCUCCUCAGGAUGCCAGAUUCAAACUGCAACACCCAGUUAUGGAAGAGGAAGACCAAUUGUGAUGGUGUUGCUUCAUGGGUGCUUGGAAGGACUAUGAAUCUGGAGAAUAUACUUCCCCUGAAACCAGAGGAGAAAGGGGCCAUUGCGAUACUAGCGCUUGCUGAAGGCAAUAAUGUGUUGUUGCUGUGGACUAUUAUCGGCCUCUUCGUGGUCAAUCUUGAGUCAUUAAAGUUCAAGAAGCUUUUCAAAACUAUGAUAGUUUCUCAGUAUUAUCCAUUUGAAAGUGUCUACACUGCAGAAACAGACAUUGGUGGUGGACAUGAUGGAGUUGAUCUUUUGCACAAGACAUAA
Triticum turgidum subsp. durum (durum wheat) is the source of this 1188-nucleotide messenger RNA. The record is from the annotation of a GenBank genome assembly. Lineage: Eukaryota; Viridiplantae; Streptophyta; Magnoliopsida; Poales; Poaceae.